Lactuca sativa (garden lettuce) is the source of this 459-nucleotide messenger RNA. NCBI's taxonomy places the organism in Eukaryota, Viridiplantae, Streptophyta, Magnoliopsida, Asterales, Asteraceae. The record is from RefSeq and is a predicted model, not a curated record.
AUGGAGUUGGCGUUUAGCACCAAGCGGAAGCCAGAGUAUGUCCAGACAGCUGUAGGUCAGGCUAAAAAGCCUAAGACCUCUGAUUCUUCCAAUAGAGUCCAGCAGGAUUAUGGCCAGUGUGCCAAGUGCGGUAAGUUGCACAAUGGGGCUUGUUGUGCAGCGGGCUCGAGAUGUUACAUGUAUGGACAGCAGGGCCACAUGAACAGGGGUUGCCCCAAGAAGGGUUUGAUUUGUUUCCAUUGCAACCAGACCGGCCUUAAAAGGGCUGAUUGUCCGAAGUUGCAGGGAGGAGAAGGAGAAGUGGCGAUGCCUGUGCCCACCAUAAUGAGAAUCACUGAUGGCUGCCCUGCCAAGGUGGAAGCUCCUGCGGUGAAGAGUCGCGCAUUUCAGCUAGGCACAGAGGAGGCUCGAGCUGCACCAGAUGUCGUGACUGGUAUGCAAUCUAUUUUUCAUGUUUGA